AGAGAGAGAGAGAAGUCUCGGGUCGUAAUUAGCUCUCAUAGUUUUCAGCAGACACACACACGUUUACACGGAUGGAUCAGACGACCGGAAUGUACGAUGCUGAAACGUCGCUCAAGUAGCUAAAGUCGGCUGUCAAGUCGCUCGCGAUUUUCCCGAGCGUGUCGCGUGUUCUUCAGCCCCUCUUCCCCCGGUCUUGAUUCCUUCGGAAAAGCCGCCUGAGAACCCCGCGAGCGUAACACAUGUGACGAAAGAGCGGAGACCGCCGACGUCCUGCAAUAAUGUGAGGCGCUUCCGUGAAACCCCGCCGAGCCGAGCCGAGCGUAUUCGAGCGCUCGGGGGAAGUUCCUGAAGAACGGGGAGUACUCGCGAGUGCAUUGACACCGCAUACAUUAUCCGUGAGAAAGAGCGAAGGGUGUGUGCCUUGUAAUAACGCGGUAUACCUCUUACGAUCGACGUGAUAAUAGGUUGAAGUAACAGAGGGACGAAGUAACUCGAUCAAGGACCGCGCCACGAUCGCUGCGCGGGACGUCUGUUAUUACGACCCGCGCCGCGUAUCUAUCAUUGGCGCAAACGCGCGAUACCGCGAAUCUCGUUAAUACACGGCGUAACGGCGAAGGUCGACGUCGAGGGCGCGAUGGCGGCCGAGAGGAAGGAGCACGACUACGCGUCGAUGCAAAUGGCGAGGUUCCUCAUGAAGACCGUCGGUUUCUGGACGUCCGACAAGAAAGGCGAGGAACGCCUGUUGAAGGGGAUUCUCGGCUACACGCUGUUCGCGAUCGUCCUGGCGCUGUGGAUCGAGAGCACCGAGUUCUACUUCAGCAUCGGUGACUUCUACGCCGUCACGUACACCGCUUGCAGCAGCAUGCCGGUAGUUAUAGUUUUGAUGAAGAUCCUUUUCUUCCUGACCUAUCGCGAGGAGAUGCUGACGAUGCUCAGGUACACGCAGGAGAGGUUCUGGUACGCGCAGUACGACGAUUACGGCCGCAAGCUCAUGGACGACAUCAACAGGAAAGGGAUGAUAAUAAUGUGCACCUUCACGUUCUUCGUUCAAGUGACAGUCGUCACCUACAUGCUGACUCCCAUAAUCGAGAAUAGGGGGAGAAACGAAAGCGAGAGAAUUCUCCCUUUUAACUGGUAUGUCGGGAUCGACACGCACGUCUCGCCCAACUUUGAAAUAAUAUUCGUUUUCGAGGUAAUGCAUUGUGUUCUCCGCAGUGUUGUGUUCAGUUCACGAUGUGCACUCUUCACUCGGAUUAUAGCACUCGUUCAUGCGGGUAUAUGCUUCUGUUGCUUCGACAAUCUCUUGGGUCUGCUGGGCAUGCACACUGCCGGCCAGUUUAAAUUGCUGCAGCAUCGCUUGGAGACUAUAUUGGAGAGGAUCGGGCAGGCCGGUGACUUGGGCUCGCUCGACGAGAAGACCAAGCGAGCGGUGCAUGAAGAAAUCCGGGGUUGCGUGUUGCAGCAUCAAGAGCUGAUCUGGUACAGCGAGAAGAUGGAAGGCUUAUUCAUGUACACGACCCUCUGCCAGCUGUUGGUGUCCAGCGUCAUGAUAUGCGUAGCAGGCUUCCAAGUAUUUUUGUCUCGCGGCACCCUGAUGAGGCGGAUGAUAUUCAUCGCGCAUACGAACGGCAGCGUCGGCCAACUGUUCGUCGUCACGUUCACGGCGCAUCACUUGCUGGAGGAAAGCCGCGCGGUCGGCGAUUCGGCCUACAGUGCCAACUGGGAGGUCCUGUCUCACCAGGAUAACAGAUCAAUCCGGAACGCCGUUCUCAUGUUGAUGGUGCGAUCCACGCACGCCUGCUCCAUAUCCGCCGGUGGCUUCUUCCCGGUCUCCCUCGAGACGUUCAUGGCGGUAAGGUCGGCUUUGAAAGAUCCACAGACUCGGGAUUCUUGUCUCAACGACUCGGACUUUGUCCCCCCACAGGUGAUGAGCACCGCGGCCUCGUAUUUCGCUCUGCUCCGCAAUUUUAUCGUCGACGAGGCUGUCACCGGUAGACGAGAGCCGGGAUCCGCGCGCGCCGGGCAGGAAGAAAAUCACGAGGUGCACGAUGACGGGGAACAGGGAGUACCGGUCGGUGAGUAUCACGCGACUCUUCAUGAAAAUGGUCGGCCUCUGGCACGUCGAGACCCCGCGGGAACGGCUGUUCCUGCGCGUCGCGUUCGGCUACGCCGUCUGGGCGAUUCUCUUCGCCAUUCUCGUGGAGGGCGUCGAUCUGUAUCACUGCAUGGGCGACUUUUACGCCGUCACGUCCAACCUGUGCGCGACGUUGCUGUUGGUGAUGAUACUGGUGAAGCUGGGCAGCUUCAUGCUCUACCACGACAACGUGAUGAAGCUCAUUCGUUUCGCCGAAAAGCAUUUCUGGGCGGUCACCUACGACGAGAGCCUCGUGCGACCAACGAGACGCAGAAGGCACUGCCGUUCAAGCUGUGGCUCGAAUUUCCAUAUCACUCGCCGUACUACGAAGUCACUUACACGAUACAGUCACUCUCGACGAUACACUCGGGUAUCUGCACCUUCUGCUUUGAUAAUUUCGUCAGCACCUUCAACAUCCACGCCGCCGCGCAGCUGAAGAUCCUGGCUCACAAGGUGGAGAUUGUCGCCGAGAGUUGCGUCGAAGGCGCAACGAGCGACAAGAGCAGCCAGUCGGAAGCGGAAAUUGUCGCUUUGACGUUCGAGAGAUUGCAGGAUUGUGUGCGGCAGCAUUACACGCUUAUACAGUACCUGCAUAACAUGCAACAUGUCUUCGCCAUUAUAUUGCUCGGCCAAUUGCUGCUCUCCAGCGUGGUUAUCUGCUUCGGCGGCUUCCAGUUUCUCGCGACGGACGUGGCCAUCAGGAAGUGCAUUUUCGCCUUCCACUUUGUGGGCGGUCUUAUCCAGCUACUUAUUUACACGUGGACGUGUAACGAUAUAAUUGUGCAAAGCGCGGCCAUCUCCGACGCCGCUUACAACUCCAAGUGGUAUCUCUUACCCGGCAGCGGCCCGGGGAUGGCGCUGAGGAAAGGAUUAAUUAUGAUCAUGAUCAGAGCACGUCGACCGUGCACAUUAACCGCCGGACAUUUCGCGGUGAUGUCCUUGGACACUUUCACGGGGAUAUUGAGCACUGCGAUGUCAUACUUUACUCUACUACGACAAAUGAGCGAGGAAGGAAUAUAGCUUUAAAAUAUAGACCUAUAGAGAAGAUCCCUUAGCGUCGAAUGAAGACACGUUUCUCCCGAGUACAUUCGCCGCGAGACUGGUUUAGUGAUGUGUAUGCCCGUUUGUAAAUAUUUCACUCAAGAACGAGCACCUGCAAUUCAUCGCCAGAAAUUAUUCUCCCAUCGCGAAGGAGAAUGCAGUUUCUUGAAAGUACAAUAUGUGAAACAUAAUACUGCUAAAAAAUGAUCAAACGUGACAGUUUAUUAUUACUACAGAGAUGUAUACGUGUGAAUUUAAAGUAUCAGGUUUUAUGUUGCCGGCACAACACACUCAAAUUCACAGACGCGAUCAAGGAGAAAUCAGCAACCGUCAAGUUAGGUCCAGCCACGUAAUCUUGUCCUUCGAGGAUGGUAUUCAGAAUUUGGAAGGCGUCUGUCAUCUUUUCAAAUUUCGCAGGAUCAUACGUGUCGGUGAGUUUACGGAACACAG
Harpegnathos saltator (Jerdon's jumping ant) is the source of this 3625-nucleotide messenger RNA. RefSeq lists its product as uncharacterized. Gene Ontology annotation, cellular component: plasma membrane. The transcript has 15 exons. Gene Ontology annotation, biological process: detection of chemical stimulus involved in sensory perception of smell; sensory perception of smell. Bases 635 to 3154 code for a protein of 839 amino acids. Lineage: Eukaryota; Metazoa; Arthropoda; Insecta; Hymenoptera; Formicidae. The record is from RefSeq and is a predicted model, not a curated record. Gene Ontology annotation, molecular function: odorant binding; olfactory receptor activity.